AUGGGGUUUCUAGACAGGCUACAGAGCAGGCUCGAAGUCUAUCGCCUCGAGCAACGAUACACACGGCGACGGCAACGUGCCACGCUAUUCAACGACGCACAAUACGUGGACGGCGAGUACGUGUACACCAGCCCGUCGCCAACCUCACCAGCCGGAAGCAUGUCCAAGAACUCCACCGGCAGUAACUGGCGGCCUUCUGCCUGGGGCCGAUCCACCUCUGAUUCCCGAUAA
This is a messenger RNA of Talaromyces rugulosus, 231 nucleotides long. RefSeq lists its product as uncharacterized. The transcript has 2 exons. NCBI's taxonomy places the organism in Eukaryota, Fungi, Ascomycota, Eurotiomycetes, Eurotiales, Trichocomaceae. Bases 1 to 231 code for a protein of 76 amino acids. The record is from RefSeq and is a predicted model, not a curated record.